This is a messenger RNA of Abrus precatorius (Indian licorice), 1505 nucleotides long. RefSeq names its product transcription factor bHLH121-like. The record is from RefSeq and is a predicted model, not a curated record. The transcript has 5 exons. Bases 23 to 1138 code for a protein of 371 amino acids. NCBI's taxonomy places the organism in Eukaryota, Viridiplantae, Streptophyta, Magnoliopsida, Fabales, Fabaceae. Gene Ontology annotation, biological process: intracellular iron ion homeostasis. Gene Ontology annotation, molecular function: protein dimerization activity; DNA-binding transcription factor activity.
AAAAUAAAGAAAAUGGAUAUAAAUGGGUUCAGCGCUGGCUCGUGGAAGGCACACGCUUGAUGCGUCUCUCUCUCUCUCUCUCUCUCUCUCUCUCUCUGGGAUGCGAUUCAGAUUGGGUCCUUUCCUUGACAACAGCAAUCAGCACAUCCCUCACUCGAAUGCGAAAAUGGAUCAGUGGAAGCCGCAAGACUCUGCUUCAGACUCAGCAUCUCAACACGUCACUGUCAACCCUAACCGCUUCCGCAACUCACAGCUCUCGAGAGAGAGGGAGAGGGGUGAAGGAGGAGAAGGUGAGGAUCCCAGCGCUGCACGAAAGGUUCAGAAGGCAGACCGCGAGAAACUCAGAAGGGAUCGACUCAAUGAACACUUUCAAGAGUUAGGAAACACGUUAGAUCCUGAUAGACCAAAGAAUGACAAGGCAACCAUCCUUACUGAGACCGUCCAAAUGCUAAAGGACUUAACCGCAGAGGUGAAUAGGCUGAAAAAGGAGCAUAAAGCACUUUCGGAAGAGUCACGCGAAUUAAUGCAAGAAAAGAAUGAACUGAGAGAAGAGAAGACAUCUUUAAAAUCUGAAAUAGAAAGUCUUAAUGGGCAGUAUGAGCAGAGAGUGAGAAUCAUGUUUCCAUGGACUGCAAUUGACCACUCUGUUGUCAUGAGUUCACCUUACUCAUAUCCAGUUCCCAUACCAAUCUCUCCUGGUCCAAUAUCCAUUCACCCAGCUCUUCAACCUUUUCCUUUCUUUGGAAAUCAAAAUCCUGGUCACGUACCUAACCCUUGUUCAAUGUAUGUCCCAUAUCCUACUCCAACUAACCCACUGGGAGAGAUUCCACCAGCUCAGUAUGCUUCCACAUCCGUCUCUAACCAAAAAGAAUCACCAAGCAAGUCACCAAUUUAUAGAAGGCCCAUUGAUGCCGAAAGAUGUAGCACGUCUCACGAUGUGGCCACAGAGCUUGAACUUAAGAUGCCGGGCUCAUCGUCAACACAACAGGAUUGCAGUUCUGGAGAAAGAAAAGGCAAGCAUUCAGUGAUGAAGGAUAAAAUCAUCACAGAUGGGAGUGCUUCAAGCCAGUAUUCUUCAUCUCAAGGACUUCAAGAUAGCUCCAACAGCGUGGGAGACAACCCAAAGACUGAUAAUUGAUAUUAUAUAUGGAUUCUUGUACCGUUUAUCCACAUCAUAUAUGCUUAGUAAUGCUUAUUCCUUGGUCUGAGUUUUGGCAAUAGAUUACAUCAUUUCUAAAACAAAAUGAUUAUGAUUCUUACCCACUUUCUUUUCUGUAGUACCUUGGGCAGCUGAAAGAUGAUGCUUGGUCUAGAUGUAUGUAUUCCUUGGUUAACCACUACAGUUUACAGCAUCAUAACCCAAUAUGGAGGUUACAAACCUCACACAGUAACCCACCUUUGAGCCAUCUUAGUGCUGUAAGAACCUCUCCGACAAUGUAAAUAUAGCUUAGCAUGUGAGGACUAUGAAUUAUCAAUAUAGUUAUUGCAAAACUUUGUGAGUUGUU